AUGGCCAACCAAUUCCUUCGCUCUUUUCUUCUUCCAAAAAACGCUAAUCGCACAACGGUGGCAAGAUAUCACGACUACGUACGCGUUGGAACACAAGCUGGCGUAGUUCGCAUUCCACUGGCUUCCCCAAAAGUUAUCGGCGUAGCUACAUCUCGCGGCAACAGAGGCCACCAGGAAGACUUCCAUGGCUUUGCCACUUUAUCGUUGGAUCCGGCCGAACUCCGUCUCAGCGUCAAGAAAGCUCAUGGCAUCGAUUGGAACCCGGAGAGCGUCGGACCUUUGCUGGCACGGCAAGCAGUCUUCGUGGGCAUAUAUGAUGGCCAUGGAGGAUCUGCGGUGUCCCAGUAUCUACGCCAGGAGCUUCACGGCCUCUUUGAAUCCGUUGACAAGUCACUCAUACCUGACCUCUUCGCAUGGAUAAAGGAAAUCGGCGGCUACUUUAAAAGGUUCAAAGGAGGGGCACUUGCACCAUGGAUUGACCCUAGUCACAACACAGAAUUACUGGAUCUUGAGGCACGCGCCACUCUGGCAUUCUUCGAAGUAGACAAAAAUUUAUCUUCCGAUGAAGUUACUCAAUCUUGUGGGGCAACCGCCUCAGUAGCCAUUCUCCACUCUUUAGAUGCUCCAGCAACAUCAUUCUUGUCAUCGCAAAAUCUAGCACUCACUGUUGCACACUGCGGAGACACGAGAGUACUUUUAUGUGCGACAAACGGCGGAAGAGUUUUUCCCAUGACCGAAAACCACCAUGCGGAUGCUCAUGUAGAAAGUAUACGGCUUCGCAGAAUGAUGGGCUCGUCCUUGAUCACGGACUCCUUUGGCGAAUCUCGAUGGAUGGGAGCUCUUAUGAACACUAGAUGGCAAACACCCCACAGUCUUGGUGAUCUCCGCUACAAACGAUUCGGUGUCACUCCAGAACCAGAAGUGAGGACGAAGCUUCUCAAAGGGGAUGAAUGGGCAUACUUGAUAUUUGUGUCGGAUGGAAUAUCGUCAAUCCUUUCGGAUGACGAAGUGGUUGAUCUAGCGCGAGACGCUCCUCAUCCAAAGGCAGCGGCAGAACGUAUAUUAUCAUUUUCUCAAGAUUUGGGAGGUGAAGACAAUGCCACAGCAAUCGUCGUCCCCCUAGCUGGCUGGGGAAAAAUAGAAGGUCCUGAUAAAACAAAAGAACUUCGCGAAUACAGACGCCAACAAGCAGGUUCGUAUCUGCGUCACUCAGCAAACGACUCCUGA
Laccaria bicolor S238N-H82 is the source of this 1227-nucleotide messenger RNA. RefSeq lists its product as uncharacterized. Gene Ontology annotation, biological process: protein dephosphorylation. NCBI's taxonomy places the organism in Eukaryota, Fungi, Basidiomycota, Agaricomycetes, Agaricales, Hydnangiaceae. The record is from RefSeq and is a predicted model, not a curated record. Gene Ontology annotation, molecular function: protein serine/threonine phosphatase activity; cation binding. The coding region runs from base 1 to 1227 and encodes 408 amino acids. The transcript is spliced from 9 exons.